AUGAGUGUGCAAGACACAAUAGAGUCACAUGCUGUGACAGCUAUCUCCGAUCCCACCACGACCGCUGCGAUGGAUUUGACGACAGCUGCCGAAUCACCACAUGCAGAGGAACAACUUGCGGGGCAGAUGGAAGGACUGUCAGUCUCAGGAAAUAUGACACCUAACCUCUCAUCCAGAGCAAAUGCUUCUCCACCCCCUCUGCCCCAGAAGGACGAUGUUUACCUCAACCUCAACGCAAGCUCCACUACCACUGCGCCAACACUGCCACCCAUCGACACAAACCGGACCUUCAGCCCCGAGAAAGAGCUUCCAGAUGUGCCUGGUGAUAGCGAUCUGGACUCUAAACGAGGUGGUCAUGUUGAUGCGCCCAGGGAUGAAAAUGCCUCUCAGCCGGAGAUUCAAAGUAUUAUGGGACAAUUCCAGGACCCCGCGCGGAGCACCGACCAAAAAGAGAUUAUGUCUCCGCGGCUCGAACUUGCUGAGAAAUUCCGAGGCGGUCCAACAUACUUCCCGCCACGCAAAUCCAGUUUGGACCAUGCGCCUUCCACCCAAUCCGAGGGCUCCCCGGUCGCUAAAUCCCCGGAGAAGCAGCCUGUAUCCCAACAUCCUUACAAGCCUGAACUGCCCGUAGAAAACCGACGAGCUUCCACCUCGAUGGUCCUACCACUGCCGGAACCCGAGUCUGACCAACCGUUCGAUUUCCACCGUUUCCUAGAACAGCUACGUCACCGUACCGCCGACCCUGUAGCCAAGUUUCUGCGGUCGUUCCUCAUGGAGUUUGGCAAGAAGCAAUGGAUGGUUCACGAGCAAGUCAAAAUCAUCAGCGACUUCCUGACAUUUAUCACCAACAAGAUGGCCAUGUGCGAUAUCUGGCGAGAUGCAUCGGAUAGCGAAUUCGAUAAUGCCAAGGAAGGUAUGGAGAAACUUGUGAUGAAUCGUCUGUAUUCGCAGACUUUCGCCCCAGCCAUUCCAUCUCCACCAACGAUACCCAGAAGUGCAAGCCGGAGCCGACGGAGAGAGCUAGAGAGGCUUCAUGGGCCAUGGCGACGUGGUCAGCAUCAGGAGGACAUUGAGCGAGAUGACAUUCUGGCCCAGAAAAUUCGCAUUUACAGCUGGGUCAACGAAGCGCAUCUAGACAUCCCGACUGUGAGCGGCAGUGGACGCCGUUUCUUGAAUCUGGCACAGCAAGAAAUAACCAAAAUCAAUGGCUAUCGCGCUCCCCGAGAUAAGGUCAUCUGCAUUUUGAACUGCUGCAAAGUCAUCUUUGGUCUAUUAAAGAAUUCUAAAAAGGCCGACACAUCCGCCGACUCUUUUAUCCCCCUCCUGAUAUAUGUGGUUUUGCAAGCAAACCCUGACCACCUUGUUUCUAACAUUCAAUACAUUCUUCGAUUCCGCAAUCAGGAUAAACUUGGCGGCGAAGCAGGUUAUUACAUCUCGUCGUUGUCUGGAGCCAUCCAAUUCAUCGAGACACUCGACCGCACAAGUCUAACCGUCAGCGACGAAGAUUUUGAACGUAACGUUGAAGCUGCCGUGUCCGCUAUUGCAGAACAAAACCGGGAAUCCGAAACCUUUGAAGAAAAGCCCUCUACCCAACCCCCUACAUCUCAGCCCCAAGCCGGAUCAAGCCGCACAGAAAGUGCCCAAUCCAGUGACGAUGACAUCUCCGCGCCAGUUGCAGGACUACUACGCACAAUUCAAAACCCUCUUUCCACCAUCGGCCGCAUCUUCUCCGAUGACCCAGACUCAGGGUUUUCUGCAACUCAAGAACGCCCCCAGCCUGUCCCGACGCCCCAACCAGGUAUUGCUCCGCCACGUCUCACCCCGAAUGUCUACCAGCCUCCGCGCGCAAGCAGCGAGGAAAGUCGUCGCUCAAGCGAUGAGCGCGCCCACGGUAGCGGAACCUUCGCGAAAAAGAAUCUUACCCGCGUUCUCGACGCUCAGGAUGCCGCCGCACGCCAGGCUAGUGCCGAAGAUGCGGAGGCGCGCCGUAUCCAACGUGCUGAACAUAAUAAUGUUGUCGAGACACUUUCAAACAUGUUUCCCAACCUAGACCGUGAGCUUAUUGAUGACGUCGUUAAGAUUAAGGAGGGGAGGGUUGGUCUCGCUGUUGAUGCUUGUCUUGCUCUCAGUGCAGAGUAG
Messenger RNA from Penicillium digitatum Pd1, 2139 nucleotides. Its product is annotated as guanine nucleotide exchange factor VPS9. Gene Ontology annotation, biological process: vesicle-mediated transport. The record is from RefSeq and is a predicted model, not a curated record. Gene Ontology annotation, cellular component: cytosol; endocytic vesicle. Gene Ontology annotation, molecular function: ubiquitin binding; guanyl-nucleotide exchange factor activity; small GTPase binding. Lineage: Eukaryota; Fungi; Ascomycota; Eurotiomycetes; Eurotiales; Aspergillaceae.